AUGGACUUUCAGGAUGAGCAUUCAAUAAUUAAUUUAAAGUUUAUGAAAAUUACUGGAAUCUAUCAAUUAAUAAGACCAUCAGAUAGCUUAAAAUUAUUCAAUAUGAAUAUUUAUAAAAUGUCAUUCAUCGCGCAAAUACAAAUCCUUUCUAUUAUUACUAUAAUGAGUUUAUAUAGCAUUUAUUCUUGUAUAAAUGAUGUAAAUCAAAUAUUCAAUUAUAGUGUAAUGAUUUUCGCUACUAACUUUGCAAUUUAUAAGUAUUACUUUAUAAUCAAAAAUGCAAAAACCAUUUGGAAUUUUACGCAUAAUAUGAUGUCCACUAAUUUCUUAUGUUAUAAAGACCACACAAAAGAAAUAUAUAAAGUUGCUCGAACUAGGAGCUCAACUAUAACAUUGAUUUCUCUUGCUUUGUGGUCUUUUAUUGUAUUAUAUUGGAGCUUGUCGCCAAUUUUAAGCAAUAACAGUUAUUUAAAGGUAAAAUUCGAAAAUGGCGUACAAGGUUAUCGCUUAAAUGCUCUUGGGUUGGUAUAUCCGGUAACUGAUACAUUUUACAAUAAAUAUUUCCACGUAUUUUACAUAAUUGAAACAAUUGCGUUGAUAUGUUGGGCUCAAAUGAUGUGGGUUUUCGAUAUUCUAAUGAUUUCGGUGUGUAUAAGUAUUGAAUACCAACUUAAGACUAUUGCUGAAUCGUACAGUGGUCUAGGCCUCAAUCAUAGUGAAUUGACGAGUAACAAUAAAAGUACCAAAAGCGUUGAAGCUAUAUCAGAUUUAGAAGUGCUAGUUCAAGAUCAACAAAAUAUUUACGAAAAAAUGAAAAAUAUGUAUCAAAUACUUAAGCCAUUUACAUUUAUUCAAGUAGCAGCUGAGUCAUUUCAAAUUAUUUUACAGUCUUGUAUGAUUUUGAAGUUUUAUUUUGAUGGAUCAUUAACAUUAACUUUUUUUCUUAAGUUCUUAUUUCCGGAAAUAACAUAUUCAUGCCAUUUAUUCCUCACUUGCUACUUGUAUAGCAUUGUUAAUGAACAAAAGGAAUCUAUGAAUUUUGCUCUUUAUAAUAGUAAUUGGACGGACAUGAGUAUUAAGUUCAAAAAGUUACUAUUGCUUAUAAUGCGGAUGAAUAAUGCUGAGAAUUUGAAGAUGAAAAUAUCGAUGAAAAGAAUGGUUAAUAUGGAAAUGUUUGCGGAUGUUAUGCACACAGCAUAUCGUAUAAUAUCAGUGAUGAUGAACAGUUAUAGUACCUGA
Molecule: messenger RNA, 1239 nt
Organism: Macrosiphum euphorbiae (potato aphid)
Lineage: Eukaryota; Metazoa; Arthropoda; Insecta; Hemiptera; Aphididae
Source: the annotation of a GenBank genome assembly